AGUGGACGCGCACAGAGGGGCACCGUUCUCCUAAUGUGCGUUAUCAACAGAGAGAGUCGAAGGGGAGGCGAGUAAAUAUGUAGAAAUAGUAUGACACGCCACCGACGGCCGCGUAUACCGAGUUUUAGCAUCUUCUGCGGAUCUAAACAUCUGUACUGCCGCGUAGUUUGUUAAAAGGGAGGGAUUAUGGGGAACGAGGCGAGCGUGGAAGGCGGCGAAGGGGGUCUUGCUGGACUACCAGCGGGGCUUGCACCUGACGGGAAGGGUGGCUUCAUCCAGAUGCCUGCAGGGGAAGAGGCGGAUCUCAGCCAUUUGAGCGAGGAGGAGAGGAAGGAUAUCGUAGCCGCUAUGGCAAAAUCUCAGUCCAGGCCAUCAGUGCCUCAGCCUUCUGGAGGACGAGGUCCAGCAGGGCUCAGUAAGAGUCGAACUGUAGACGCAUUUGGCGAGGGUCCACCACCCAAGCCAAAGCCUGGCCGCAGUCCCUCGUCCCUCAGCCUCCUCGAGUCUCGCUUCAGGCAGGAGCCCAAAGGCCCCGAGCAAUCCCAUACUGGCAUGUUCUCCUCUUCAUUCCUGAGUGGGGUCACCUCAGCUGUCUCCUCAGCCAGUACCAAAAAGUUCAGCCUUUUUGGUAACGAUGAAGAAGACAAACCCAAGCCCAGCUCUCAGCAGAGCUCGCCUAAAGGACAACCGAAGCAGGCAGCUCCACCACACGGGUCUGCAGGAAAGCCUGCUAGUCCCGGGCCUGGAAGCCCGAGUAAAGUUAGCCCUCCCCCACCGAAGGCUGGAGGAGCAUUUUGUCCUCUUUGUAAUACCACUGAGCUCAACUUGCAGGCCAAAGACCAGCCACCCAACUACAACACCUGCACAGGGUGCAAACAGCAGGUGUGCAAUCUGUGUGGCUUCAGCCCUCCUGACUCGUCGGGUAAGGAAUGGCUAUGUCUGAACUGCCAAAUGCAGCGGACGCUAGGAAACAUGGAACCGUCUGCUGCAAGUCCAAAGGGCAGCCCCCAGAUCUCUCCUUCAAAAACCAAGCAAGAUGGGGGUGGCUUUUUUGGGGGAUUCAGUCUUGGCGGGUUGACCGACACAGCAAAAGCCCCUAUAGCAGAGGCAGUCACAGGGAAGUUCUUUAGCGGUUUUGGCAGCUCAUCUAAACCUCAGGGUGGCACUCCAACACAGACCACUGAAUCAGUGACUGGGAAGCUCUUCGGUGGGUUCAGUGGGCAAACCGAACCAGCCAAGCCAUCCACGGCUGCUUCUCCACCACCUGAGGCUGUUUCGGGGAAGAUAUUUGGGUUCGGCUCUUCAUUCCUUAGCUCAGCCACGAGCCUCCUCACUGGGGAGGAGCCAAAGUCUCCCACUGACUCUAUUUCCAACUCCUCUCCAGGAUCGCCUGCAGACUCACAACGUAGUACCCCGAUUGCCUUUUCCAAAGCGCCAGCCUCUCCCAAAUCUCAAGUCCCUGACCCAAAUGCCCCAAAAGAUAAACCCACCACAGAGCCUGAAAAGGCAGCUCCAGGUUCAGUGACUCAGUCCAACUGUCCACUUUGUAAAGAGGAACUGAACAUUGGUUCAGGAGCUGCACCCAAUUACUCUGUCUGUACAGACUGCAAGAAGACUGUGUGUAACCAGUGUGGUUUCAACCCUAUGCCACAUGUCUCAGAGAACGAAUGGCUAUGCCUGAACUGCCAGACACAAAGGACUCUCUCUGGAAAACUUGGGGAUAUGCCACUUCCACCUUCCCCAAAGCUGCCAGCUAAAUCCCAACCUACCCCCCCACCUUCCCCAGACCCAACUGCCUCCUCUACCCCUGCAUCACCUACUCCCACUGCCAAAGCACCCACACCAACCCCCGAUGUAACUCAGGCCCCAGCUACCACAGACGAUGCUAAACCUGUAGUAGAGUCAGCUGCAGUGCAACAGGAUGGGGAAAAUGCAGUACUGGAGAGCACAGAGAAAAAAGGUGAACUAUUAGAGCAACCUGGUGGCAAAGAGGAAGCCAGUGAAGCAUGCAGUCCCACCAGCCCUUCAGAUAUAGCUAAGUUGGAAAAUACUGUACUUCCAAUACUAGAGGCAAAGACAGCAUCCUCUAACGAUGAGAAACAAAUCGACACUGUGAACACUGAGAGUCUCCCAGAGUCUCCAAAAAUCAGCACAGAGCAGGGCAAACAUGAAGAGAAGCUAGAAAUCCCAACAGACCUUGAAGGAAAGAUUUUGGAGAACAGCAGUGAGGGAGAGCCUUCACCUCAAAAGAAUGUAGGCAGGCAGAGCCCAGGUGCUGCAGAUGAAGAGUCGAUCCGUAAGCAGAUUAUGGAAAUGAGUGCUGAUGAGGUUUCAUCACCAUCCAUUGAACAGAAGGAACCUAACCUCGAAAUAUCUGUGGCAGACAAUGGAACCGGUAUCCGUCAUUUCAAAACAAUCGAACUCAACAGUGUGGCCACUGUUAAACCAACUUCAGAUGAUGGUGAACCAGAGAGCCUUACAGAUUCCCCUGAUGACAGAUCCAGAGGUGAAGGCUCUUCAAGCUUGCAUGCUUCCAGCUUUACUCCAGGGACAUCUCCAACAUCGCUGUCUUCUCUUGAUGAAGACAGUGAUAGCAGCAGCCCAAGCCAUAUUCGGUCCAGUGGUGAGGGGAAGCAGCACAGAAAAGCCAAGCACCGGCAGCCAGGCCAGAUGCUACCCACCAUUGAAGAUUCAUCUGAAGAAGAAGAGCUCCGUGAGGAGGAAGAGCUCCUGAAAGAGCAGGAGAAGCAGAAGAUCUCUGGAAAAAAAUCUAAGAAGGAUAAAGAGGAGAUACGAGCACAGAGAAGGAGGGAGAGGCCAAAAACUCCACCAAGCAAUCUCUCACCAAUUGAAGAUGCUUCUCCAACAGAGGAGCUACGGCAAGAAGCAGAGAUGGAGGAAUUCCGAAGAUCCUCCUGUUCAGAUUUCUCCCCAAGCAUGGAAUCAGAACCAGAAGGAUUUGAAAUUCUUCCAGAGAAGAUUGCUGCUGUACAAGAAGGAUAUCAGCUGCCAACAUCAGUCUCUUUAUAUUCUCCAACAGAUGAGCAAAAUACUGAUAACCAAUCCAAAGAAACAAAGGAAAAACAACCUGAAAAAACAGCAGAUGAAGCCUAUGAAGAAAUAAUGCUAAGGGCAAAAUCAACGACAGAAAAAAAUGACCAAGAAGCAAAAACACUAAGCUCUCCUGAUGAAGUCUAUGAAGACAUACUGCAGAGCAAGAAAGAGCAAAAUCUUAAAGAGGAUCACACCAUGGAUGAAAUUCCCAAACCAGAUAUCAUUCCUCCCCUAAAUGACCCAAAAGUAGAGUCCAUCAGUACAAGCAUCUCUGGACAGCUCGGCAAGGAUGGAAAACCAUUAUUGAAUGCUGAGGAAGCUUAUGAAGAACUUAUGAAAAAACAAAAAAGUGUUCUGACACCGGGUACAAGUCCAACCCAAUCAAUCUCUGAUUUGAAUAACACAGCAAAAGAAAUAAAAGAAACAUCUGCCACCAAACUAGAGAAUGCUCCUCAAGAAAGAGUUCGACCUGUUAUACCUGAUCUUACAGUGACACAGUGUUCCUCAGGUGAAGAGGAAUCUGGAGAGGAAAGCAUUUUAAGUCAAAAACUGGGUACUGCAUCAACAUCAACACAUACUCCAGUGGCUGAGGCAAAGGAAAUACCAGCUGCUGUUACCAGAUCUACUACUGAUGUUGUUGACUUGUCAAAGUCUUCAGAGUUUACUCAAGUAGAUGAUUCCCCUACUCCAGUUCCUAGCAUAGCUUCUAGACCUUCUGUUCCAGUAUCACCUUUACCCACUGUACCACAGUACACUCCAACAGUACCUAGCAUAGUAUCAGCUGCCCCUCCUGUCCCUCCCAAGCCAACAGUUCUACGCAGAGCUCAGGAAACAGCAGACAUUCCCACUCCCCCACCUCUACCACCCGCUACUCUACCCAAGCCUGUUGUUUAUCCCAAAAUUAUUCCACCUCAUUUUCCCCAAAGAACAGUUCCUGUUGGAAUGCCAGCAACAGCCCCUAGUACACAGAUUAGACAACCUGUAGCUUUAUUAUACAAACCCCACAUUCCUCCUCCUGUGCCUCCAAAGCCAUCCUCCAUACCUGCAGGCCUGACAUUCAGUCACAGAAUAGGAGAGACUAUCAAACCGCCCAUAGCUCCAAAACCCAUAACAAGUGCCCAGCCACCUUCUUCUUAUGCUCCAACAAGACCAAACAUACUCCCCACAGGCUCCAUACACGGAGCUCUGAAUCUGAGUCAUUCAGCUGAGAAUAAAUCAGGGGCUACAUCACCCAUUAAGUCCCCCACAUCCCCAAGGUUUGGCAAGUCUUUACAUGACACUUAUGUAGUAAUUACUCUGCCAUCCCAACCUGGUUCACCAGUAGAUGGUGUGACAUCCCAAGCCCUUAUAAGUUUUGGUCCCACGUCCCCUAGGGUACCAUUAACAUUCACACACUUUACAGAAACCGUAGACAGCCCAGAAAUAUCAGGUCCAGGGCAAGUAGUCAUUCCAAAUAUUGGUGUCCAGGUAGUUCAAAGAACAACAGUGUCUGUUGUGCAAGAAAAAACACCACCACCAUCUCCCACUGGGAGAAGUGUCCCUGAACAUCUGAGAUCACAACCAGUACAAGAACAUAAUGGGGUUCCCUGUCAUUCUGGUGAGGUUGUUGAUCUACGCACUCCAAAAGUGGAUGCUGAAACUGUUACAAAAGGUAUGGAUCUGUCAUCCUCUGAGUCACGACAGCAUUGCUUCCUUGCUGGUGUGAGUGGGCGACAGCACAGUGCUAUUCAGUCAUCUGUAAUGAACCUAAGCAUUGAUAGUUCUUCAGUACCUGUGGUAACUGAUGAAAUAACCAUCCUCAAUUGUACAGAUACUAUGGCCUACAGGAACAAUGAUCUUUCCCAAGCUACCUCAAUGCCUUUCCCACUUGCAACAGCUUUUGAGCCUGUUUCCCAAAUUAUUUACCAUCCUGUUGGUUCUCAACCAGAAAAGCCAAUCAAUCUUUCCACAGCUGGGGGUAAAACUCACCCUGUUCCUGUGACAAUAGCACCCACAGUUGCAAGGAAUGGCAUUAGCACAAUUCCACCUUGGCCAGAAACUCGCGUAUGUGGUGCAGUUGAUCUCACUACUGUAAAGCCUGUUCAAACCAUGGUCUCUGUAGAUGGGUCCACUUCAGAGGCAGUUACAGCAGUGAUGACUGAAGAUGAGGGUAAACCAGUAGACCUGACAGCAGGAAGACGAGCAGUCUGUUGUGAUGUAGUCUAUAAGCUUCCAUUUGCAGGUAGCUGUGCCACAACUCAGCAGCCCUCAGCUCCAUUGCCAGAGGACCGCUUUGGCUAUAGAGAUGAUCACUACCAGUAUGAUCGCUCUCCCUAUGGCAUGAGAGGACUUGGUGGAAUCAAGCCCUCAAUGUCUGACACUAAUUUGGCUGAGGCCAGUCUCUUCCUGUACAAGAGUAAAAAUAGUUAUGAUUACAACGGGGCAAUGGAGGGUGCUGUAGACCUAACCUCUGGUCUGCACAGGACACACUGUGCAGUGGCAGGUGAAGCUGUGGACUACUCAAGCAAAGCUACAGCAGUCCCACAUUACUCCCAGGCCAGAAUAACAUCUGCUGUUGGAACUCACUUUGGAGUUUCUAGUGUCCUGAGAUCUUCAAACGGUGUGGUUUACUCCUCUGUAGCAGCACCAGUUCCUUCUACAUAUGCUAUAACUACCCAACCUGGAUCUAUCUUCAGUACAACAUACAACACUCUCUCAGGCAUGCAUACUAGUGACACAAUGCCAUCACUGUCAAAUCUGCAGAAUCAGCCUCUCACUAGAUCACAGAGUUUCCUUUCCAUGAUUGAUGUGAAUACAGCAGCCGAUCAGUGCAUCAUGCCCUUGAACCUGGAGACAGGUCUCUCCGAGAAUAUAUUUUCUGCAGGUCUCUCAGAAGUAGUUCCUACAAUAACCACAGUAGCAGCACUGGACUACACAGAUGCCUCAUUGGAGGCAAUUGCAGCUUCACUAGAGGCUUUGUCCUCACCCAUGGUUCCAGGUGAUGAACAGUAUCAGAUGGAGCGUGAGCGUCUGGAGCUAGAGAAGAUAAAACAGCAGCGUGUUGCUGAAGAGCUAGAAUGGGAGAGGCAAGAGAUCCAGCGCUUCCGGGAGCAGGAGCAACUCAUGGUACAGAAAGAGCUUGAAGAGCUACAGGCUAUGAAGCAGCAGCUCCUGUGCCAGCAGGAGGAAGAAAGGCAAGCGCACCUCAUGAUGCAAAAAGAAACAUAUGCUCAGCAACAGGAGCAGUUGGAACAGAUUCAGAGGCUCCAAGAGCAGCUCAGACAGCAGCUGGAGGAUCAGAAAUACAGCCAAAUGUAUCCAGAUGAGACCUAUGAGCACUCACACAUCCUUGUGAUGGGGACAGACAGAAGGAUGGACAGUGGGUGUCAAACUGAUGAAGAGGAUAAUACAGAUAGCACCUACUCUGCUAGCAGGAAAAAGAAGAGUGCCAAGAAAAGUGUAGACAGUUGUGUGCAGACAGAUGAUGAAGACCAGGAUGAGUGGGAAGGUCCUGCUCGAGGUAGACGUAGUAGGCCACGAGUUUGUAAAUACAGCUCAAGUGAGAAAAGUGGAGUUUCAGUGCAGGCUCUCACAGAAAUCUCUGUACAAACAGAUUCAUCAGGAACACACACUGUACAGCUGGACACUAGGGUUGAUUAUCCUAAUUCUGACAGAACUAAGAUUCGCCCUACCCCAUUAGACAUAAAUCAGUCUCUUAAAGCAGACACCUCCACUCUAAAGGUUGAUCCAGCUCCCCCAAAAUCCCCCAAAGUCCUCUACUCACCAAUAUCUCCUUGUAUGUCCCCUAGUAAAUCCCUUGAGUUUGUGUCCUAUGAGAAAUCUCUUGGGGACACCAGCCCACAGAAAAUACAUGCUACAGACCCAUCUAGAGUCCCUCCUAGUAGUCCCAGGGCACCCAAAGUCAUUCAGAGGUCUAUGUCUGACCCCAAACCUAUGAGCCCAACUACAGAAGAGAGAGCAGCAACCAGUUUCCAGUAUUCAGAGGGUUACUCUGGUAAAGUAUCUCCAAGUGGCACUCCCUCUGGCACACAAAAGAAAGUGAAGAGGACCCUUCCUAACCCACCUUCAGAAGAGGAGGCUGCCAACACUAGUCAAGCAGCAUACAGCACUGCCUCUGCUCGCCGCCGUCUCUGCCGAAGCUCCAACAUGGCAAGGGCAAAAAUCUUGCAGGACAUUGACCGCGAACUGGACCUUGUAGAACGAGAAUCCUCUAAACUUCGCAAAAAACAAGCUGAAUUGGAUGAAGAAGAGAAAGAGAUUGAUGCCAAGCUGCGAUAUCUGGAGAUGGGCAUCAACAGAAGGAAAGAGGCCUUACUUAAGGAAAGAGAGAAGAGGGAAAGGGCAUAUCUCCAAAGUGUUGCAGAGGAUCGUGACUACAUGUCUGAUAGUGAGGUGAACAACAUUCGUGAAACAAGGAGGGGUGGGGGUGGAGAGGAAGUGGUGGGUGGGCAUGGACUUGAGAGACCACGCACAGCUCCACUGUCAGAAUUAGAUGAGUUUGUUCCGCCACAGACCAAACACGAGUAUGGCAAGUACUCCCAGUUCCAAUACCCACAGUACCAGCAGUCCCUGUACCAGUCUCAACAGCCCUACCAGUCUCAGUCUAUCUACUCUUCUGUGCCCUCUCUGACUGCCUCACAGCAGCAAAGCUACCACCAGAUGCUGUUACUACAGCAGAAAGCCAGGCAACAAGCUGCUCUUCUGUCUGAACUAGAUGCCACCAAAGUGUCCACCAACUAUGACACCUCAUCAUAUCUGGGAGGGAAGUAUGGAAAUCAUCUUGACCUACGUAGUCUGGAAGACCGUGGAGGCAGUAUGGCAGGAAGUCCAAUGUCCAGUGUGUCAGCAGACUCUUUCUAUGCUGACUUGGACCAACAUCACCAGACACCCAGAAAUUACCUCCUCUUAGAGGAUGCAGCCGACAUUGCCAAGAGCACGACUGGCCUUGCGUCAACAACUUAUGGAAUUGCUGAGAGAGAACUGGCAAAAGCAGAGCGCCUACUGAGACGCACAGCUGCAGAUGUGGGCACAGAUUAUCUUGGCACUUCUUCCAGGCUUCAUUCCUAUGGAAAGACCCAAGAUGAUGAGGACCCAAUGGAAGAACCAUACGAGCUGAAGCUCCUUAAACAACAAUUGAAGCAAGAGUUCAGGAGGAGCACAGGGGGCACUGAGAGCUUAGAGCAGCUGGCUAGCCUUUCACAUCAUUAUACCUCUAAUACUGCUGUAACUAGUGGGGGCUAUAGGGCCUUUCCCAAGACAGAGAAGUACAGCAUAAGUAGAUUAACCCUGGAGAAGCAAGCAGCAAAGCAGCUUCCAGCAUCUGUGCUUUACCAGAAACACAAAACCACCAGCAACAUUGGAAAAUAUUCCUCCAUCCAGGACAGUAGGGGCUUAGAGACGGACUAUAGCAGCUACUUGGGAUCCAGUGCUGCUUCCCCAAGGUCAAGCAGAUUACUACAAGAUGAGAUCACCUUUGGGCUUCGUAAGAACAUUGCAGAACAGCAGAAGUACCUGGGCUCUACACUAGGUGCAAAUUUAGCUGGUUCCCUCAACUUAAACACAGGUAUGAGGUCAUCCCUGGGAGAGGACUCAGUUUAUCCUAGUGGAAGCCGAUCUCGACCUUCUUCUAGACCUUCCUCUAUGUAUGGCCUGGACCUCUCCAUCAAAAGGGACACCUCUAGCACUUCUCUGAGGCUUAAAGGAGAGGGUGACCCCUCCUCAGAGACUUCAGCCUAUCAGACUCCAUCGGGUAGGACAAAGCCUACUAGCCUGCCUAUUGGCCAAGGGGGGCGGGGGCGAAUCCCUAUUGUGGCACAAAACUCUGAGGAAGAGAGUCCACUAAGUCCAGUGGGUCAGCCGAUGGGUAUGGCACGGGCAUCUGCAGGUCCGCUCCCGCCUAUAUCUGCCGACUCCCGUGACCAGUUUGGGUCAUGCCUCUCCCUUCAGGACCCCCAACAGCAGCAGCUUAGAGAGGACCCUUCCAGAGGGCGCAGUUACGUGCUCAUGGAUGACCUGCAGGGCACAAUGUCUGAUAGUGAAGCACUAAGUGACUCCCUGGUGGGUCUGAACAGAGACGAUCAAGGAAACACACAUGAGAAUGUCACAGACGCCUACCACCUGCGUCAGGAGGAGACUGACUGGUUUGACAAGCCACGAGAUGAUGGUCAUGUGCUGGACAUGAGACAGACAAAACCCCAGCACUACCAGUUUCCCUAUGUGAGAGUAAAAUUGCAGAGGGACCCUAAAGACCGCAGUGUAUCAGGGAAUGGAUUGGGCAUCCGGGUGGUGGGGGGUAAAGAGGUCCCAGGAAGCAGCGGAGAGAUCGGCGCAUAUGUGGCAAAAGUCUUACCUGGAGGAGCAGCAGAACAGACAGGAAAGAUUGUGGAAGGAAUGCAGGUUCUGGAAUGGAAUGGUAUUCCCCUGUCUAGUAAAACAUACGAGGAGGUUCAGGGAUUGGUCAUUCAACAAUGUGGAGAGGCAGAAAUAUGUGUCAGACUGGAUUUGAACAUGCUCUCAGACUCAGAGGACUCCCACCUGGACCUUCAUGAUCACACCAAAGCAGAGCGGAUCCCACGUUCGCCAGGCGUGGACCCCAAGCAGUUGGCUGCCGAACUGCAGAAGGUGUCUCAGCAGCAGGCACCAAGCUCCUCGGGCACCUCCCUCAUGCCACCGGACAAGGCCUUAGCGUCGGGCACCUCCAGCGCUGUGCCCAGCCCCGGGCAGCCUGGCUCGCCCUCCGUCACCAAGAAACGCCACAGCAAGACCUCAGAAGCUGCAAAAACCCAGUUGCACCCAAUCACUGGUGAGAUCCAGCUUCAAAUCAAUUAUGACAAGCAGCUGGGGAACCUCAUCGUUCAUGUUCUCCAAGCACGGAACCUGGCUCCUCGUGAAAAUAAUGGUUACUCUGACCCAUUUGUGAAAGUCUACCUGUUGCCUGGUAGAGGUCAGGUCAUGGUUGUGCAAAAUGCCAGCGCUGAGAACAAGAGAAGGUCUAAACAUGCCCAGAAGAGCUUGAACCCAGAGUGGAAUCAAACGGUCAUCUACAAAAACAUCCACCUGGAACAGCUGAGGAAGAAGACCUUGGAGGUCAGCGUGUGGGACUAUGACAAAUGUUCCUCCAAUGACUUCCUGGGAGAGGUGCUGAUAGACCUGUCCAACACGGCUCAGCUGGAUAACUUACCUCGCUGGCUGCAGCUGAAGGAGCAGAGCGAGGGGGAGCACCACCGCCGCUCGCACUCGGCCCAGGGCCGCCAGCACUCGACCAAACCGCCCUCCGGACACGUGUCCAAAACCUCAGGCCACGGCAGCCAGGACUCACCCAAAUCCUCCGUCAUUAAGAGCCGCAGCCAUGGCAUCUUCCCUGACCCAGGCAAGGACACGCAGGUUCCCACUAUUGAGAAAUCUCACAGUAGCCCCAGCACAUCGAAGCCAUCUCCUUCCGAGGGCCAAGCCCGUUCCCAUGGAACCCCUCGUGCUCAUGGCAAAAGUGGCGCGGUCCGGGCGCCCCUCGACGACACCAUGGCAACGGCUGAAGCUGCUGGCCAGCAGCACCGCCUCCAACCAACCAAAAAUGGCCGCCUCUCCACGAGGCACCACAGACACAGCGUAGCGGGUGUGCUCACCAUACAGAGAGCCCCGUCCAACGCGCCAUCCAAUGCGAUUGCUGACGGCCAUCACCUGACCCUCCGAAAAACCAUGUCGGAAGAGCGGCCGAAGCUGGAAGGAGUAUCCCGCAGCCAUAGAUCUGCUGAUGCUCCUGUUACUGCAGCCUCAUUGGACAGUGGUUUGAAUGGCAGUGCCUUCAGCCUGUUGGAAGAGGAGGAUGAGACCAAUGCAGUGGACAGUGCCAUAUUCCAAGUUCCUAGAUUUGGAAAAAUUCCAAAUGGCACAGAUGUAAUAAAGUCAUUACAUGGAGAUUCAGAAGGUAAAACCCAGGUGAUGGGGGAGAUAAAGAUUGCUCUGAAGAAAGAGAUAAAGACUGAGGGGGAGCACCUAGUCCUGGAGAUCCUACAGUGCAGAAACAUCACCUACAAAUUCAAGUCUCCUGACCACCUGCCAGACCUGUACGUGAAGCUCUAUAUUGUAAACAUAGCCACUCAGAAGAGGAUCAUUAAGAAGAAAACUAGGGUUUGUCGUCAUGACCGUGAGCCAUCCUUCAACGAGACCUUCCGCUUCUGCAUGAACCCCACUGGACAUUCCAUUCAGCUCUUCCUGGUCUCAAAUGGGGGCAAGUUUGUAAAGAAGACUCUGAUCGGUGAGGCUUAUGUGUGGCUGGACAAGGUGGACUUGCGUAAGCGAGUGGUCAGCUGGCACAAGCUGUUGGCCACCUCAGCCCAGAUCCACUCCUAGACGAAGCGGAAGGCAGAACUAGAGAGGGCGGACCAGGAACAGUAGUCUCACGUUCCCCAGCACGAUUUGUGACUCUCAAAGGACAAAGCUGAACAAGAGAAGCUGACAUGCAGAGGGCUUUACUCACAAGCAUUCAUCACACUGAGUGAGCAGCUUAAUUAUUGAAGGGUGGGGUGGUUGGAUAAGCAGUGCACUGUGCACAAGAGCAUUUCCUGCACUGACAUUGAAAACAUUGGGCUUUGGUAUAUCUUAAAACAAAGUGGAGGGAAUGAUGGAGGGGCCUAGUGAGGGCAGAGGUGACCCAGCAUUCACCAGAUACCCACACUUGCAUAUUCACACAUACACACCAUUACACUCACCUACAACACUCACUUAUCCAUGUGUGUAUACAUAUGUUGUUACUGGGCCAUAAUAGAGUAGGGAUCCGACAGAAAUUCUUAUAUUCUGUUUUAUUAUUAUUAUUGUUAUUAUUAUUAUUUUGACUGCCAAGUCCAGGUCCUGGAAUUCCUCAUAUAAAAAAAAUCACUGUAUCAAUGCUCUCUUAGAAAAAGGUUUUAUUUAUGAUUGUUUACAAAAUGGUAGGCAAAGACUUGUCAUAUAUUAUUUUUGUAUGAUAGAUUUAGAUUCAUUAUUAAGAGAUAUUUAUCACUAUACAUUUGUCAUCUCAGAUGUUAUAAUGUGUUGGAAGAAGAGAUAUAUGUGGAUUUAAAGUAUAUUUUGAGAUAUUUUAUAGAUAUAGAUUUAAAGGACUGAAAUAUGAUUUAUUGGAUGUAGUGGAAAUGCUUGUGGCUGAUGUAUACUCAUAUUUCCUUGCACAGAAAUAGCACUGACCUCCUCCUCUGUGGCUUUCACUCUGUAUUUGGUUGAGCUAAACUGCUCUAGAAACCUACCAUUCUGUGGAGAUCAGGCUGGCAUAUUAAUUGAGCCUGAACUGUUAUUAAUGAGGGAAAUUUCUGUUCUUCUUCUGAUGUUAUAACCUCAUCUGAAAAAUCAGAUCAGAUUUCUAGUUAGUUUAACCCUUGAUAAUAAUGUUUCAUAAUUGUUGCCAUAAGAUGUUGCAAGCAUUCCAGUUGUGAAGUCCAGCACUAAUUACCUAGAUGUUUUGCACCUUCUCUCUAGCAUGUCUGGAAUGUAAUGGUUGGUAGUUGUUGGAAAGAUUUUUUUUUUUUUUUCAAUUAUGGAACAAACAAUUAUCCCAUUGGAAACUGUAUCCCACUGGAAACUGUAUCACUGUAUAUUUUACUGUUGAACAGUUUUCUCCAAAGUAAAUUAUUAAAUAAGAUUCCCCUAUUGAA
This is a messenger RNA of Electrophorus electricus (electric eel), 12698 nucleotides long. The record is from RefSeq and is a predicted model, not a curated record. NCBI's taxonomy places the organism in Eukaryota, Metazoa, Chordata, Actinopteri, Gymnotiformes, Gymnotidae.